Messenger RNA from Sorex fumeus (smoky shrew), 1305 nucleotides. It is a transcript of the gene GLO1, whose product is annotated as glyoxalase I. The record is from RefSeq and is a predicted model, not a curated record. Gene Ontology annotation, molecular function: lactoylglutathione lyase activity; metal ion binding. The transcript has 6 exons. Lineage: Eukaryota; Metazoa; Chordata; Mammalia; Eulipotyphla; Soricidae. Bases 32 to 586 code for a protein of 184 amino acids.
UCGGUGCCGUGUCCGUGACCUGCAGGGAGCCAUGGCGGAGCCGCAGGCCCCCUCCGGCGGCCUCAGCGACCAGGCGGCCCUCGGAUGCUGCUCGGAGCCGGACCCCAGCACCAAGGAUUUCCUGUUGCAGCAGACCAUGUUACGUGUUAAGGAUCCUAAGAAGUCUCUAGAUUUUUAUACCAGAAUUCUUGGCAUGACGCUCCUCCAAAAAUUAGAUUUUCCCACUAUGAAAUUUUCACUCUACUUCUUGGCGUAUGAGGAUAAAAAUGACAUCCCUAAAGAUAAAGACGAAAAGUUAGCAUGGGUGUUCUCCAGAAAAGCCACACUCGAACUGACACACAAUUGGGGCACUGAAGAUGACGAGAGCCAGAGUUACCACAAUGGCAAUUCAGACCCUCGAGGAUUUGGUCAUAUUGGGAUUGCUGUUCCUGAUGUCCACGGUGCUUGUAAAAGAUUCGAGGAGCUGGGAGUCAAAUUUGUGAAGAAACCUGAUGAUGGUAAAAUGAAAGGCCUGGCAUUUGUUCAAGAUCCUGAUGGCUACUGGAUCGAAAUCUUGAAUCCGAACAAAAUGGUCACUAUUGUUUAGUUCUCUUCGAAAACUGCUUUAAGAGUUCAGCAAGGACGUUGUGAAAAGAGAAACAAAGCAAGUCACCAGAAUUCAGAAAAUGGGCAUGAAGGAGGGAUGGUAUUGGUCCCAACUCAAAUAGAUAUUCUGUAUCCAUUUCCCCCUUCUGUUUCACCUCAUUGUUCCUUUUUGUUUGAAAGCACUGCUUUGUCUUGAAGUCCCUGAAUCUAAUUGUGUAACUACUUUUGGGAGAUAAUAAUUAGGAGAAUUCCCUUCAGAGGCUGCAUUUUCCUUCUGUCCCUUAAAUGUGAUUUCUCUACAAGUCUGCCUUUGAAUUAUCAUUUGAAAAAAAGACGAUUUAAAAUGUUUUUCUUCUGGUUACCUUCGGGGUUUCAGAAAUAACUUCUUACAACGGAAGGUAAAGAAUACUGAACAAAAUGAAACUUUACAUAUAUUUCAAAUAGCUUAAAGUGUUUAUUUUACAAAAAGAGGACUUACUCGAGGGAACAAUUUAGAAUCAUGCUGACAAGGAUGCUGAUAAAAGAAACUAAUUUCUUCUUAUUUAAAUAGUACUUUCAGAGUUCAAGGACUAACCUUUGUUUUGGGGUAGGAGGAGCGGAAUGCCGUUUCCUGGCUCUGCAGUCACUGCCGUCUGUCCCAUCCCUGAUACACUCAGUUCUCCCAGCUAUCCUCUGAAAAUGCAUGGAAAAUAACUUUUAAUAAAGACAAUGAAAGUAGUU